CAAUUGCUGUUGGUAAAUGGGGCAAUAUUCACACCAUCCACAAUACACAAAGGUCAUGGACGAUGUAAGCUAGAAUUAAAUCAUACAGAAUACAUAUUUUUCGAUGAUGGCACGUGUGAUUCAUUGGAUACAGGAGAAUUCGCCUCAAGCUUCGCUUUCUCAUCGGCGGUACUCCUCAUUCUCUUUCAUCGACAUACACUGAUUUGAAAAAAUUAGUUCCAGUUGUAGUGGUUAACGCAAGUCAUACAUAUUCAAAACAAACUUCACUAUUAAAUUCAAUAGGGAUGUGGACCAUUGGCUGAUAUAUUGUAUAAAUACUUGAAGUUAACCGAAGGUUCUUAUAAAUCAUCAAAAAGUGAUAGUCAAGAUGGGGCAUUUAAUGAAUCUGAAGAUGAUUUAGAUAUAGCAACAAUUAAUGAAACAUUUUCAGAAGAUGAUGAUGAAACUUCGGUUUCAUCGAAUAAGAAAACAUUAAAAGAAAUGUUGCGAUCACUUGGUAAAUUUCGUCCCGAUUUUGUUAAUGAUGUACGAAAACUUUAUAAUAUUGUACGACAGCAAAAUUAUGAAACUCAAAAAGAAAAAGAUUUAGUAAUUGUUUUGCAAAAACUUGUGGGUGAUUUCAUGCUUCCACUGUAUGACACUCAAUCAGAUAAUGAAUUGUUAUUAUUGGGAACUGAAGAAGAUGCUGAACAUAUAUAUCGUGAUCUCUUUCUUUGGUGUAUAUUAACUUAUCGACUUGAUAUGGCUAAAAUCUUUUUAAGUCAAUUGAAAACUCGUAUUUGUUCGGCAUUGAUUGCUUCUAAGAUUCUCAAAUCAUUAGCAGCUUAUGCACCGGAUCAAGCUGCAAAAGAUACAUUAUUUGCUAAAGCUAAUGAAUUUGAAACUUAUGCUAUCGAAUCUGUACGAUGUGCUUAUAUUAAUGAUAAACAUAAAGCAUGUGAAUUGAUUAUGCGAUGUACGAAUCUCUAUGGAGGUGUUACAUGUCUUCAAAUGGCCAUUGCUGCAGAUAACAAAAGAUUUUUACAUGAAGAUGCUUGUCAAGCUCUGUUAACGAAUAUAUGGUAUGAUAGAGUUGAUCCUGUUCAAGAACAAAAACGUCUUGUUGUUAAUAUACUUACAUUUGGAAUUUUUCAAUUUUUUAUAUCGAUUUAUUUGAAGUACUUUUCUAAUUAUACUAGUGUAAAGCCGGAAAAUCAUGUAAGUUAA
Molecule: messenger RNA, 1206 nt
Organism: Adineta steineri
Lineage: Eukaryota; Metazoa; Rotifera; Eurotatoria; Adinetida; Adinetidae
Source: the annotation of a GenBank genome assembly